AUGUGUCAACUCUCUAACUGCUCUCGACUCUCAGAUGAAGCUUCUUUAGCUGUCCCCAUUUUUCUCAAUCUAGUCAUCCUUAAUGCCCGGUGUGGUUCUGGGUGGUGGGGAGAAGUUUUGUGUUCGGUUGUAAGAGAAGGUGUUUACAGAAGAAUGAGUGAUCGAGGACGUAACGAUGGUGAUGUAAAACGGAAUAGCGUGAGUAGUGGGAGACCGGCUAGUGGUAGCAAUGCAAGUCCACGUAAUGCGGUAAAGGAAGAACGGAUAGAAAGGAAUGAGCGUGAUCGUACUGGUCGAACAUCUUCCAACGAAAGGUUUUUUUUUCUGAAUUAG
Messenger RNA from Acanthocheilonema viteae, 333 nucleotides. NCBI's taxonomy places the organism in Eukaryota, Metazoa, Nematoda, Chromadorea, Rhabditida, Onchocercidae. The record is from the annotation of a GenBank genome assembly.